Molecule: messenger RNA, 1934 nt
Organism: Acanthochromis polyacanthus (spiny chromis)
Lineage: Eukaryota; Metazoa; Chordata; Actinopteri; Pomacentridae
Product: gap junction Cx32.2 protein-like
Exons: 2
Coding region: 140-904 (254 amino acids)
Biological process (GO): cell communication
Cellular component (GO): connexin complex
Source: RefSeq, a predicted model, not a curated record
AGCGACCACACGGCGUCACGUCCAGCAGCUCUGUGGGAGGGCCACAGUGGGGAGGUUUGGCAAUCAGUCUGAAUUAUAAGAGGGAAGUGAGAACCGGAGACUGCAGGACCGACUGCACGAGGCGUUACCGAGGUCCAUCAUGGGGCAGUGGUCCUUCCUGGCGGCUCUUCUGGAUAAGGUCCAGUCCCACUCCACGGUGGUGGGUAAGGUCUGGAUGAGUGUCCUGUUCCUCUUCAGGAUCUUCAUCCUGGCUGCUGGUGUGGAUAAGAUCUGGGGCGACGAGCAGUCCAAAAUGGACUGCAACACACUGUCUCUUGGCUGUAAGAACAUGUGCUACGACCGGUCCUUCCCACUGUCUCACACCCGCUUCUGGGUGCUCCAGAUCCUGGUGGUGUCCACGCCCACGUUGAUCUACCUGGGCCACGUUCUGCUGGUGAUCCGCCGAGAGAACAAGCUGAGAAGACGUCUGGAGCAAAAACGAGGGAAGAACGGGAUGAUCGUGGUUCCCAAGUAUUCUGACGAACACGGCAAAGUGCAGCUGAAGGGCGUCCUCCUGCUCAGCUACAUGGUCCAGCUGGUGUCCAAGGUUCUUCUGGAGGUGGCCUUCAUCGUGGGCCAGUACUUCCUGUACGGCUUCAUCCUCAUGCCCACUAAGAUCUCGUGCUCCCAGUACCCCUGUCGCUCCCCGGUGGACUGCUUCAUUACCAGACCCACAGAGAAAACCAUCUUCAUCAUCUUCGUGCUCUCCAUGGCUGUGCUCUCUGUGGUCCUGAACGUGGUGGAGAUGUUCCACCUGUUGGUGUCCAAAGUGCAGGAGAAGAAGAGAAGGAGCAGCAGCUGUCCUCCUCCAGAGAUCUACAGUCUGAACAAACUCAGUCCAUCUGAAGCCGUCAUCGUCUGCUGAGGUUCCUCCAGAUUCACCUCCAGCAGCCCUGCAGUGCAUUCUGGGAGCAUCAUGGUGGUGUAGCUCCAUGAAGCUGUAGCUCCAUGAUGCCCAUCAUGAAGCCCUCAGGAUUCUCUGAAGAACUUUCUUGUUUUAAUAAGGGAAGAUAGAAUCAGCAGCUUAUUUCUCACCUCAGAUGUUUGCGAAACUUUUUGGUUUAUUUUGGUUUUUAACAGUGAAAGUUCCCAAACAGCCACCAUGAUGGUCCGGUGUUUGUCCAAUCAGGUGCAGGCAGGUUUGUUGUAGGGAGCGGAGCCUGUUGGAGAGCACCUGUGGAACACCUGGUUCUGCUCUAAAAACAGAACUUGAUAAUUUUUCGUUCUUUAUAUUCUUGAGUGUUUUCUGAAUGUUGCAUGAAGAUCGUCUUUCCUCGAUAUCGCCUGGUCCAACGUUAGAAGAACGUUUUCUGAUGCGUUCCUCAGCAACAUCCCAGAAACGUCCUCAGAACGUUGCAGGUAAAAUGUUCUGCUUUAUUAACAGAUCACAAGAAUGUUUUUAACCAGAGCACUACAGUUCCUAAAACAUUCCUGGAAUGUUGCUUUGAAAAUGUUCUUCUUUUGUUGUGAUAGAACAUAAUGUGUUGCCAUAGAAACACCCUCUGAUUGUCAGCAUUAGUUCACCUGUAACCUCACAGGAACAUUACUGGAAACAACAAACAUCCUGGAAACAUUCUGUGAAUGUUACAGUAAAACUUUACAACAUGAUUUCUACUAAUAUUGGACAACGUUGUGGCAAUGUUCCCUGUUAGCUGUUAGCCUGAAGCAGAUCUCAGGUUCUAGCAGAGUUCUGACUCCCAGCUUUCAUUUAAAUAACAUCAGCAGGACUCACCUCUACAGAACAACCAAUCAGCAGCCUGCUGUCUUAUGUUCACCUGAGAUCACCUGAAUGAGUCUAGUUUCCCAUGUACAUUCUCUGUUUUCUGUUUUUCUUCUGUAAAACUCUAAUCUGCGAAUAAAGUCUUUCUGAUGAUGUCAUAAAGUCUGAUAAUGAA